This is a messenger RNA of Parnassius apollo (apollo), 549 nucleotides long. The record is from the annotation of a GenBank genome assembly. Lineage: Eukaryota; Metazoa; Arthropoda; Insecta; Lepidoptera; Papilionidae.
AUGGCUAAGAGGAGGUUGAAUUCAGAAGAUGCUAGAAAAGGAGAAAAAAUUGCCUCAUGGAUAGUCAAAAAUGCGAUAAAAGCGAAAAUCCGGGAGGGGAGCGGAAUAAAAGCAUUUAAGAAGGGGAUAAAAAAAAUACAGUCUCAGUUGAAAAAACUAAAAUCCAAAGACAAUCACUCGGCUAUAAAAUAUACCUAUGCAGCUGCUAAGAAAAUAUUUAGUAAUAAAAAAGGAAUAAGUUUACCUCGUUAUAUUCCUCUUCCAAAGUGUGGAGGACUUUUACCCCUUAUUCCCAUAUUUGCGGGAUUGUUAGCUUUAGGAUCAUUAGCUUAUGGAGCAGCGGGUAUAGCAAAAGCUGUUAAUGAUUCAAAAGCAGCACAAAAGAGUCUUCAGGAAUCUGAAAGACACAACAGAAUGAUGGAAGCCGUUGCUCUAGGAAAAGGAUUAUACAUUAAACCUCAUAAACAAGGAGCAGGUUUAUAUCUUAACCCCUCAAAAAACUUAUUAGACGGCUACCCAGGCGAGCGCUCACUAACCUCGACAUAUUAG